AUGGCCAGUUUCCUUAUCGCAGCUCUUAUCGAUAUAAUUUCCACCUUCAAUGUCACCAUGGAUCCCAACCAGAACGCCAAGUUUCCUCUACAUGAGGCUGCUCGAGAGGGCAGAACUCAAAUUGCCGAUUCGCUCCUGAAUGCCAAUCCCAAGUCCGCGUUGACAAAGGAUGACGACGAACGCCUUCCUAUUCACUGGGCCGUAGCCUACAACCGACUACCUAUCGUCGAGCUCCUAGUUGCUGUUAAGAACUUUGAUCCUGAUGUUGAAGAUGGCUCCGGAUGGACCCCGCUGAUGAUUGCCGCCAGCCUGAAGGAUGCCGCGGGCGAUCCAAUUAUCGACUUACUCCUUCGUAAAGAGGCCGAUGUGAGCGUGAAAAGUAAUUCUGGACAGAACUCCCUCCACUUCGCUAGUUCGAAGGCCAAUAUCUCCACGGUCCGGAAGUUACUUUCUAAUAAGUGCAGCGCCCGAGUAAAGGACAUUCGAGGACAGCUGCCAUUGCAUAGAGCCGCAGCUGUUGGCUCCGUUCCUAUUGUUAAGGCUCUUUUGGAAGAGGGAAAGAGCCCUAUCAAUGCGACUGAUGGGGAUGGUCUUACUGCACUACAUCACGCGGUUUCUGAAGGUCAUGGCGAUGCCGCAAUUUUUCUUUUGAAGUCCGGUGCCCAAGCAGAUAAAAGAGACAACGAUGGGCGUCUUGCCGUUGAUCUAGUUCCAGAUGACAAGGUCAAACAAUAUAUCCUGCAAACUGCAGAGCGAGAAGGAAUUGAACUCCCUUAA
Messenger RNA from Penicillium angulare, 777 nucleotides. Its product is annotated as ankyrin repeat domain-containing protein. The coding region runs from base 1 to 777 and encodes 258 amino acids. The record is from RefSeq and is a predicted model, not a curated record. The transcript is spliced from 6 exons. Gene Ontology annotation, molecular function: protein binding. NCBI's taxonomy places the organism in Eukaryota, Fungi, Ascomycota, Eurotiomycetes, Eurotiales, Aspergillaceae. Gene Ontology annotation, cellular component: cytoplasm; nucleus.